This is a messenger RNA of Cordyceps fumosorosea ARSEF 2679, 1305 nucleotides long. RefSeq names its product Mandelate racemase/muconate lactonizing enzyme. The record is from RefSeq and is a predicted model, not a curated record. The transcript is spliced from 4 exons. Gene Ontology annotation, molecular function: magnesium ion binding; L-rhamnonate dehydratase activity. Gene Ontology annotation, biological process: carbohydrate catabolic process. NCBI's taxonomy places the organism in Eukaryota, Fungi, Ascomycota, Sordariomycetes, Hypocreales, Cordycipitaceae. Bases 1 to 1305 code for a protein of 434 amino acids.
AUGGCUUCUACUGUGCGACACUUUCCAAUCAUCAAGGCUGUCAGGUCGUUCAUCAUUAGCGACAUCGGCUCCGGUGGCGACUACCAUAACGUGGAUGGCGGCCAUUGGCUGAUUGAUUCCAACAUCUCGACACCAUGUUCGAUAUGGCCGCAAUAUCGCAAAUCGCGAACCAGCUGGGGGAUCAAUGCUCUUGGGUCAUUCUUGGUGGAAAUCGAGGCCACGGAUGGAACAACAGGUCUAGCUACGGGGUUCGGAGGGCCACCUGCUUGCUGGCUUCUUCACAAGCACUUUGAGCGCUUCCUCAUCGGUGCUGACCCUCGGAACACUAACCUGCUCUUCGAACAAAUGUAUCGCGCCUCCAUGUUCUACGGUCGCAAGGGCCUCCCUACCGCCAUCAUCUCCGUCAUCGAUUUGGCCUUGUGGGAUCUCAUCGGAAAACUGCGAAACGAACCCGUUUAUCGACUGAUUGGCGGCGCCAUGAAGGAACGCAUAGACUUCUACUGCACCGGCCCGGAACCAACUGCAGCUCGGAAAAUGGGAUUCUGGGGCGCCAAAGUUCCAUUGCCAUUUUGCCCAGAGGAAGGAUACGCCGGGCUACGAAAGAAUGUGGAAUUUCUGCGGAAGCACAGAGAAUCAGUCGGCCCUGACUACCCCAUCAUGGUCGAUUGCUACAUGAGUCUAAAUGUCUCCUACACAAUCGAUCUGGUCAAGGCUUGCCAGGAUCUCAAUAUCAAUUGGUGGGAAGAAUGUCUGUCUCCGGACGACACCGAUGGCUUCGAACAGAUCAAACGGGCGCACCCGACAGUGAAAUUCACAACAGGCGAACACGAGUUCUCGAGAUACGGCUUUCGCAAACUCAUUGAAAGCCGAAACCUCGACAUCAUUCAACCCGACGUCAUGUGGCUGGGCGGCAUGACUGAACUGCUUAAAGUUGCCGCCAUGGCGGCUGCAUAUGACAUUCCUGUUGUCCCCCAUGCUAGCGGGCCAUACAGUUAUCAUUUUGUCAUCUCACAGCCCAAUACGCCGUUCCAGGAGUACCUGGCCAACUCGCCUGACGGGAAGAGCGUUUUGCCCGUUUUUGGUAGUCUGUUCAUUGAUGAGCCCAUCCCAACAAAGGGCUACUUGACAAGUGCAGAUCUGGAUAAGCCAGGCUUUGGAUUGACUCUGAAUCCUACUGCCCGUUCGAAUUUGGUUCCGUCCGACUAUUUGUUGAACCCACCUCUACCUCCUGCUCUGAAGGCUGUCACAAAUGGCCAGGACCUGUCCGGAAACUGCGCCAAUGGUCUCUCAAACGGGCAGCGCUAG